This is a messenger RNA of Mycosarcoma maydis (corn smut), 1575 nucleotides long. RefSeq lists its product as uncharacterized. The transcript has a single exon. The coding region runs from base 1 to 1575 and encodes 524 amino acids. NCBI's taxonomy places the organism in Eukaryota, Fungi, Basidiomycota, Ustilaginomycetes, Ustilaginales. The record is from RefSeq and is a predicted model, not a curated record.
AUGUCGGAAUCAAACAGGAGACAACAGCAGCCUCACCAUCAGCCGCACCAAAAUUACCAUUACCUUGAGCAACAUGCUUCACAGCAGUACGCUCAGGAUUCGAGCUAUGCUCACUACACUGAUGCAUCCUACGAGCAACAGCAGCAGCUCUACCACGCGCACGCGCAGCUAUACCCCUCUACAAACACCUAUACCCAUACAUCUGCCUCAUCCAGUCCGUAUGUACAGGGUGUUCAGUCCGAGCGCAUGUGGCCGUACAUGCACCACGCAUCUGCACCUGGCGCUGUUGGCUAUAGUGCAGCCCAAACUGCGUACCCUCCAGGCGGCGGUGGAUACCUGACUGCUGCUGACUAUGCAGCUGCAUCGGCUCACCUUUCUCCCAGUCACCUGCUGUCUAGCUCGAUGUUGUCCGGUCACAGUCCUAGGCAAAGCGCAGGUCGCUCACGUCUCAACAACUUUAUCUUUCCCUCUCAAGGUGCAAGUCCAAGUCUCGAAUCGCAGGUUGCGCACCUGGAUCUCAACGCAGGAGGAGGACGCUUUUUGCCCAAUCAGCCAGUUCUCCCUUACGCCGAUGAUACGGCGCUGGGGACCAAUUCCGGCCCGACUCAUCUUUUGAAUCAGAAGAAUGUGCUUUUUGGUCAGGGCGAACCUCGAUCCGAUAUCUCGCUUCGGUACCCACCACUGCCGAGCGUACCUGAACGAUGUGCCACGCCAUCUGUUCUGCGGUCAGACACUGGCAAAGCUUCCCUAGCCUCGGAAACUAAUGGUGCUGCAGUCGAUCCAUCCAUUCUGGAAUACGUCUCAUACCUACGACGCAUGCUUUCCGUCUACGAAAAGCGCGACGAGCUCCUACGUCUACGCACCGAAGCGGUAGGGUUUCAGCCGAAACACGCCUGGUCUGCAUGGCAAGCACAACAGACGUGCGCCAGUUUCUCGGAUCAAGACUCAUCGUCUCCGCAUCCCAUUCUCGGCGUACGCCUUCUGCAACGUCUGGACAAGCUUCAACGGGAGAACGACGAGCUUGGCCAACUCGUUUUGCAACGUGUUGAAUCGAGUGGCUCAGGCGCCGAUGAUGAAGUGGAAAGGCUUCGCGCUGAAGUUUCCGACUGUCAUCGAUUGAUCGAAGCGAUGGACACAGCGUUGUCGAGCGCAGAGGCAAAAGCGGCGGCGUCGGAACGCGCUUUGCAGGUGGCUUGUAUGACCAAUUCCACCGCCAUCUUGCCGGCGGACACGAGCGAGGUGGACGCUGGACAGUUGCGAAAUGGUGCUGCAUCGAAGGAGACAGCAUCAGCAGCGACGGUCAACAGCACUCAAGUGGGCGCCGGGAGAUCUUGCUCCAGAAAUGCAGCUACAACAAGAAGAGCAUCGAAAAGUGCCAACUCCUCCACCUCAAACCCGAAUGCAGGUAUCAAGGUUAGCUCGCAGCAGCAACAGCGCAACACGAACAAAGCCGCCAACCCAUCCACCGCCAAAUCAGGCACUGGCACAAAGACUACGCGCACCGACAAAUCUUCCGCCGCCACGUCUUUGAAUGCAAAAUCUGCCAAGAUCGCUUCCUCGACCAAGACCAAAUGA